Messenger RNA from Phragmites australis (common reed), 2245 nucleotides. RefSeq lists its product as uncharacterized. The coding region runs from base 477 to 1529 and encodes 350 amino acids. NCBI's taxonomy places the organism in Eukaryota, Viridiplantae, Streptophyta, Magnoliopsida, Poales, Poaceae. The transcript has a single exon. The record is from RefSeq and is a predicted model, not a curated record.
UCGCCGAUGAAAGAAAUGGAAUGGGAUUGAUGCAUCCUAGAUAGACAGGAAAAAGAUCACACACAGGGCAUGCAGUGCAGACAUUGUUUUGUUUGCAGAAGCCACCUUCCAUUAAAUUCCAGCAAGCAUGCAUGCAUGCAUCCAUCCAUCGUACACUACUUGUUGGCUGCUGCAAAGCACAAAUCUCAGGCUUUCUUCGGCGAAGAAAGGGGGGAUGUUACUGUUAGCUAGUGAGUGAAGCGGCGUAGUUUUUUAUUAAAAAGAAGACGACAUUUUUCAAGCAAGAAAAACGAUGUGAAGCAGCAGGAGGAGCAUGCUAUGCUAUGUACACGUGGAAGCAAGGAAGGCACUUGGUACCGCCCCUGAUAAUGGCUCACAUCUCGUACCGACUCUAGACGGUUAGGAUAGAGACGGCAGCAGUUGCCGGGAAUAGAAAAUCUUUACUACUUGGUUGGUGUGUGUCAGUCAAAGCAGUCAUGACUGAACCUGAUCAAGUGACUGGAGCAGAGCAGAGCAGAGCAAGCAGCAGAGCUCCAGGUCUCCCACUCUCCCUUGUUUGCCUCGCUCCACUCCUUCCUCGCCGUCUCCGCCCCCCUGAGCUCCGCCCCAUGGAAACCAAUAUCCCACCACCUCCCACCUCCGCCGUCGCAGGUACCUCUGCCCUCCUUACACCCACACAGAUGACCAGGAGGAGGAGGAGGAGCCCCCCAAUGUCUGCGCCGGCCGAGCUCCUGGACCUGGCCUCCAUCGGCCCCAACGUCGAUGCGCCGGCCCUCCGUUUCCUCGCCCUGCACUCCAACAGGAGGAGGAGGAGGAGGACAUCCACCUCCUUCGCCAAUCCGCUGCUGCAGUACCAGCUCCCUCCGCCACGUCCAGAGGGACCACACCAUCGUUCCCAUUCCGCCGGCUCGCACAAAGAUGAUAGCAGCAACAAGACCCCAUCACCUGUUGCUGCUAUUGACCACAAGCUGCUGCUCAACCUCAGUGCACGCCCUGCCAUGCCCAUGGCUCAUGAUGGAUCCCCAGCCCCAGGGCCAGCGCUAGCCAACAAGAAGAGGAAGCAACAAGGUGACGGGAUGGAUAACGCCGCAGCAAUUGAACAAGAAGAGGAAGCUGAUUUCGCCGUUAAAGCUGCCAAUGCUGUUUCUAAUUCUGCGCUACCGAUCAAGAAGAAGAUGAAGAACGCUGCGCAGAAGCAGCAUUUCCGGAAUCCUGCGGCACUUCAGGCUGCCUACAGCUGUGCCGAAACUCUCGGCACAUUUGGACCUCCAUCUGCCACACCACUCCUCCAGGAUCUCCCUCCGAUCACGCUCAAUGCACCUCCACCUGUUCCCAAGCUUCCACUCACGGACAUUCGGAAGAACCUUGAGACGAUGAUCUCGUCCUUGACCCGCCGCUCCUCAUCGUUUAACUCGCCUGAAGAAGCAAAGCCGGCCGUGGGUAGUCUUGUGGGAGAAAUGCAAGGUCUUCUGGCCAAGGUUGACAAGAUGUUGCAGGGUGCUUCAUCUUCCACUGCUCAUCGCUAUUAACCUCAGCCUCAGCAGUACCAGUAUCUUCAGGUACUCAUCAGUAUUGCUAGGUGAUGAUGACCCAGUCAGUAUUGUAUGCUGCUAGGUCAGAUUCUGGUACUGAUCAUCUCACUAUAACUGCUGAUUUUUUUUAGUCUUGUGUAGCGUGGAUCCUGCGACCCAUUUCAGCAGCUACAAUCCUAGUUUCUCAUCUCAUGUAGUCAGUCAUGUAAAUGCAGGUAAGAGUCAUCGCUAUGUGUAAUGGUAGUACCAAAUUAUGCUAUGCAGUAUCCUUAUCCCUUACCAUAAUAAUAUCCUCGUGUAAAACUGAUUAGGCCUGGAACUGAAAACAUUGGACGGAUUUUCAAUCUUCAACCUGGGACGACAGUAGCAAUGGCAAUCCUAUUACGAGUUAACAUCUUGUAGCCCAAAGAGAAUAAACAAAAUCGAGUAAACACGUGGGCCAAUCUUUCAGCCGACUGCUGUAUUUUUAUUAACAAGCAAUUGGAUCCUUCAGUAUUUCAGUCCAAUUUCCAGUUAGUUACCCUUCCUGCAGUUUUAGUUAUGCGGCUUGUGCCUGAUUUCCUGCUCCAGAGACGAAUAUGCUCUUCUGGUGCGUGCAGGACGGGUCUGGGGAGAGCAUAAACUGAUGAUGACCAUGUGUAUGUAUGCCACUCAUUUUCAUCCUUGGUAGACCCAGAAAACAGCUGCUGGAGAACAAUUAAAAGGAAUAAAGU